Rhododendron vialii is the source of this 1936-nucleotide messenger RNA. RefSeq lists its product as uncharacterized. The transcript is spliced from 10 exons. The record is from RefSeq and is a predicted model, not a curated record. Gene Ontology annotation, biological process: nuclear membrane organization. Bases 90 to 1694 code for a protein of 534 amino acids. Lineage: Eukaryota; Viridiplantae; Streptophyta; Magnoliopsida; Ericales; Ericaceae. Gene Ontology annotation, cellular component: nuclear envelope.
AACCGGGUCAACACCUCUGACCCGUCAUUUCCCCGAAGAAGAAAACGAGCAGAGCUCGUCUGGUCCUUCAAUCGUAACAUUCGCCUGCCAUGGCGUCCGUUUCUAGGAGCCGGCCAACAACUAACGAGCGAUCCGGAGCCGGAGGGAAAAUAGUGAGAGGUCGGCAAAUCGCCGCCGCCCGCGCGAGAACUCCCUAUGAUCGUCCGGUCGCUGCCGGUGGUGCUCCUUCCCCAAACCCUAAUUGGCUCACUGGACUCAUUUUUCCCACCUCUCGGAUAAUUGCUACCGGUGCCACCAAACUUUUCUCCUCUGUGUUUGGUCCCGAAACUUCCUCGUCUUCCUCGUCUUCUGGUACCGAUUCCUCUUCAGAGGAUGGUAUGGAUGAUGGAAAUGAUGAUUAUGAUGUCCCUUAUGAUGACGGUGGUAGGCUAGAUGAGACUGGGGCUACAUCUGAAUUGAUUGAGUGCUUUGGGUCAGAGCCUCAACUAACUGCAGGAAAGAGUGAAAUCAAGCGUGUAAUAGAAAAGCUAGUUAUGCAGGAGACGUUCUCAAGGAAAGAAUGUGAUAGACUGAUAGAGAUUAUUAAGUCAAGAGUUAUAGAUGGUAGCACCAUGGAAGAGGAAAAGGAUGGAACGUUAGGUGGUAUACCCAACAGAACCAUUGGUGAUGUUACUCCUGAGCUAUGCAGUAAAGCUGUCAUGGAAGCCAAGCAAUGGUUAGAGGAAAAGAAGGUGGCAUCAAGCUCAAAAUUAGGCAUGGAUCGUGGAACUUGUACACUUAGCUCUGUCGCACAAUCGCAGCAGAAAGUAUAUUCUCUAUCCAGUGGAUCGUGGAAUAUCCAGGAGGAAAUACGAAGAGUGCGUUCAAAGGCAACAGAAGACAUGCUAAAGACAUCUGCACGAAUAGAUUUGCCAUCAUAUGCAUGGGAACGUAAAAGCCUCGAUGAACCAUUGUUGGCUGAUAAAAAGGAUUGGGAAGGGGGAGCCAAAUUGCACAACUUUGAUUUGUUUCCAGCAACAGGAUCAAUAAGUGCGUCGCUGGAGUUGGCUGCCGGAGCUAUUACUUCCCGUGGCUUACCAGCUUCAGCUUUAGAGUUGACACGCAAUAUUUCAUGGGAGGAAGAUUUCACAUCGCAACCAAUAUUUUCUUCUUCAGCACAAAUUCAGGAUUUGGAAGGCAUUCAGCUUGUUGAGGGAGAAGGACAUGCUGGUUCUAACUCACGGCUCCCAACCAUUCCAGAUCCUGCCGUAGAGCAUGAUACAAAAACUUAUUCUGCUGACAAAGAAGAGACUGAAUUAAGAGGCAACCCAAACACAAAUGGUUUCUGUAUUUCAGGAUCUAGUUUUGGUGCUGGAGAAGAACAAACCCUUAGAUCCUCACAUGACACGAGCCCAAAACCAGUCGGCUCAAACCUUGACAAUUUGGUUAAUAUUGUCCCCAUGGAAGAGACCUGUGAACUUCUGAGUGAAGCUUCCAUGGAGGUCCCAGUUAUAUAUGAAACAAAUAGUGGUGCAGCAGCAGGUGGCUCUCAAGGCAGUUGUACCAUGCAGUGUGAGGAGUUAUCACAUGAGCUGUCUCAACCAAAUCCGGAAGACAGCUUGGUGGGAAAAACCAGCACUACAGUUGAGAAGCAGCAGGGAAGGAAACUGAGCAGCAGAUACAACAGAAAAAGCAGAGGGGGAAGAGAUAGAUGAAGUCGAAAACGGGAAGUAUUAGUUUUUGUCCUUCAUUGCACUGUCUGCUGUAUUGUUCUGUACAUAGCCUAGAAGGGUUAUCCACUGUUUGUGGUCACAUCAAAUGUAUUCAUGUGUUUAACUUGUGAUGCGCUUUUGUCCAUGAUUGUUCAUUCAGGUGAUUUGCCCCAUGGGUAACUUGCACACUAACGACAAUAGUUGAAGAAUUUGGCAUUUGGAAAUGUAAUUUUGAAUUUCACUUA